Molecule: messenger RNA, 264 nt
Organism: Peniophora sp. CBMAI 1063
Lineage: Eukaryota; Fungi; Basidiomycota; Agaricomycetes; Russulales; Peniophoraceae
Source: the annotation of a GenBank genome assembly
AUGUUGUGCUUGCAAAUCAGUUCGUGUAGGUUCGAGGGUCUGUUGCUAAGUUCGCGGAGAUCGAUCCUCAUCGUCUACACUGCCAUCCCCGAACUACUCAAGACCAAAGGCCAAGUCAUAAUUACGACCUCCCAGGCCGCACACCUUCGCUGCCCCGCGAUCGCGGAUUACUCGAAAAGCAAACACACUCUCAACCGCUUCGUCGAGAUCCUCGCUCUCGGCAGACUACAGAACUCACAUUCUACGCUGUCCACCCGGGCAUAA